GCAUCCUCUCUUUGUUCUUAGUACUCACUGGGAAAGCAACAAGCAAAGUUAAGCAACGCGUAAAGCUCAAACUUUGAGACCCCCCAAAAUCUCUUAGCUGCCAUUUUUUCUUCAACAAUUUUGCUUAUAGAUGCUCUUUUGGAGUCCUAACCCGCUAUCUCCACUCACUUUGACUCGUCCGAGUCCAACGAAUGGCCAAUAACCCCACGGAACCUCCUGCCGAUGAUUUCCUUCAGGAAAUCCUUGCCCUCCCUAACUUUGCUUCGGCUGAGGCUAGCUUGGUGGGAGCCGACGCAGGCUUGGCUGGGGCGGCAGCUGCUGCUCAAUCUCCGAUGAUGCUGCAGCUUAGCUCAGGUGACGGUUCUAGCCACAUCACUACCCUCGGUGCUGCUGCUGGAGGAGGAGGUGCUGGCUUUCAUGGGUUCCCGUUGGGACUGAGCUUGGACCAGGGAAAGGGAGGGUUUUUGAAGCCUGAUGAGGCAUCAGGGAGUGGGAAGAGAUUUCGAGACGAGGUUGUUGAUGGCAGAGCUACUACAGUGAAAAAUGUUUUUCAUGGUCAGCCAAUGCCUACAACUUUGGCUGCAGCUCCACAUCCGCCCACAAUGCGCCCCAGGGUGCGGGCUAGAAGAGGACAGGCCACAGAUCCACACAGCAUUGCUGAGCGGUUGCGCCGAGAAAGAAUAGCUGAAAGAAUCAGGGCCUUGCAGGAAUUGGUUCCUAGUGUCAAUAAGACAGAUAGGGCUGCCAUGCUUGAUGAAAUUGUGGAUUAUGUGAAGUUCCUAAGGCUCCAAGUUAAGGUUUUAAGCAUGAGUAGAUUGGGCGGAGCUGGUGCGGUUGCACCACUUGUAACGGACAUCCCACUAUCUUCAGUUGAGGAUGACACUGGCGAAGGUGGAAGAAACCAACCAACCUGGGAGAAGUGGUCAAAUGAUGGUACGGAGCGACAGGUAGCUAAGCUUAUGGAAGAAAAUGUUGGUGCUGCAAUGCAGUUUCUCCAAUCAAAGGCUCUAUGCAUAAUGCCUGUCUCUCUGGCCACAGCAAUUUACCAUGCGCAGCCACCGGAAACCUCAACUAUUUUAAAACCAGAAACAAAUCCCCAGUCAUAGACCUUACUAAGGGGUAAGCAUCCCAUAGACCUAUCUAAAAGUCGCCAAAUGUUGGGGUCCUGCAUCGUGUUUGUCCCGUUCCAACUCCCACAAAUAGAUGUUCGCUAAUUUUUCAAAUUGCAAUCAAAGUCAGAUGCCAUAGUUCUUUGCUUUUGCCUUUCCUUUCCAGCUUUUUUCAAGACAGGGUUCGAUAUCAAUGCCUAAAAAAAUGCAGGCAGGCCCUUGAUGUUCUGCCAAGUUCAAGUGAAAGAGAAGAAUUGUCAAAGCUCAUUUGAUACGCUCUUCUUUAUGGUAUCAGUGGUGGGGAUAGUGGGAAAUGAUGGAGCACUUUUCUAGUGAUUUUCGGUAGUGGCUGUGGGACCUUGUAAAAAGGGGAAGAGGGUAUAUAUAUAAAAAAAAAAUUAAAAAAAAAAAGUUAUUGUAAUAGUUGAUUUCAGAGGAAAUGGAAUGCAAAAGUAGAAUGGAUAAUUGUUGGUUGCUUCAA
Molecule: messenger RNA, 1590 nt
Organism: Hevea brasiliensis (rubber tree)
Lineage: Eukaryota; Viridiplantae; Streptophyta; Magnoliopsida; Malpighiales; Euphorbiaceae
Product: transcription factor UNE12
Exons: 6
Coding region: 192-1106 (304 amino acids)
Biological process (GO): regulation of transcription by RNA polymerase II
Cellular component (GO): nucleus
Molecular function (GO): RNA polymerase II cis-regulatory region sequence-specific DNA binding; DNA-binding transcription factor activity, RNA polymerase II-specific; protein dimerization activity
Source: RefSeq, a predicted model, not a curated record